This is a messenger RNA of Oenanthe melanoleuca, 4568 nucleotides long. It is a transcript of the gene USP30, whose product is annotated as ubiquitin specific peptidase 30. NCBI's taxonomy places the organism in Eukaryota, Metazoa, Chordata, Aves, Passeriformes, Muscicapidae. The transcript is spliced from 12 exons. Gene Ontology annotation, cellular component: cytosol; nucleus. The coding region runs from base 244 to 1665 and encodes 473 amino acids. Gene Ontology annotation, molecular function: cysteine-type endopeptidase activity; cysteine-type deubiquitinase activity. Gene Ontology annotation, biological process: protein deubiquitination. The record is from RefSeq and is a predicted model, not a curated record.
GGCUCGGGUUGCUCGGGUUGAACCCUCAGCCGAACGCUUCCUUUCUUCCUUUCCUUCACUCUCCUCAUUCCCCUUUGCCCCCUUCCCUUUCCUCCUUUCUCUUUCCCCUUCUCCCUUGCCUUUUCCUGCCGCGUUGCCCCCUUCCCCUCUCCGGUUGCCGCUGCCCGCUGAGGGCCGGGCGGCCGCGGCCUGCGCGGCGGCCGCGCUGAUGGCGGUGCCGCUUUCCCGUGCAGGCACCGGGCCAUGAGGAGCUGGGGGGUGCUGGGGGGCGCGGCGGCGGCGCUGGCGGCCGGGAUCUACGUCCUGUGGGGCCCCAUCACCGGCAGGAAACGGCGCCGGAGAGGGCUUGUCCCGGGUCUCCUGAACCUGGGCAACACAUGCUUCAUGAAUUCCCUGCUCCAGGGCUUGUCCUCCUGCCCCUCCUUCAUCAGGUGGCUGGAGGAGUUCACCACACAGUACAGGACAGAGCAGGAGAAAUCCCAGGAGCAUCAUCAAUACCUGUCAGUGACUUUACUGCAGCUCCUGAGAGUUUUAUCCUGCCAGGAGGUGACAGAGGAUGAUGUCCUGGAUGCCAGCUGCCUGCUGGAGGUGCUGAGGAUGAACAGGUGGCAGAUCUCCUCCUUUGAGGAGCAGGAUGCCCAUGAGCUGUUCCAUGUCCUGACCUCUUCCCUGGAGGACGAGCGGGAUCGGCAGCCCCGUGUGACCCAUCUGUUUGAUGUGCAUUCCCUGGAGCAACCAGAAAUAACCCAAAAGCAAAUAAGCUGCAGGACAAGAGGAUCUCUUCCCCCUGUGUCCAACCACUGGAAAUCUCAGCACCCUUUCCAUGGAAGGCUGACCAGCAACAUGGUCUGCAAACACUGUGAGCACCAGAGCCCUGUGAGGUUUGACACCUUUGACAGCCUCUCCCUGAGCAUUCCAGCAGCUGUGUGGGGUCGUCCCAUGACACUGGACCAUUGCCUCCAUCACUUCAUCUCCUCAGAGUCUGUGAAGGAUGUUGUGUGUGACAACUGCACCAAGAUCCAGGCAGAAGGAAUUCUGAAUGGACAAAGCAUAGAAAACCAGAGAACAACGUUUGUUAAGCAAUUAAAGUUAGGAAAGUUGCCCCAGUGUUUGUGCAUCCACCUGCAAAGGCUGAGCUGGUCAAACCAAGGCACUCCUCUGAAGAGACACGAGCACGUCCAGUUCAACGAGUUCCUGGUCAUGGACAUCUACAAAUAUCGGGUUCCUGGUCCCAAAUCCAGCCAGGAGCAGCUCAGCCAGAAAAACUUGGAGGAGAUAACCCCUGGAAUAAAGGAUGGGAGAGCAGGGAAACCUUCAGAUGCAGAACAACCAUCUGGUACCAAACCUCUCUUCAUGAAUGGUGCCUCCUCUUCCUCAUUUUUAAUGUCCCCAGGAACUUUCCCACUUGCUGCAUUCUCUGAGUGCAGGGCCCCGCUGUACCUGUACCGCCUGAUGGCCGUGGUGGUGCACCACGGGGACAUGCACUCGGGACACUUUGUCACCUUCCGGCGCGCGCCGGGCGCCCGCAGCAGCCAGUGGCUCUGGGUGUCGGACGAGUCGGUUCGCAGGGCCAGCCUGCACGAGGUGCUGGCUGCCAGCGCCUACCUGCUGUUCUACGAGCGAGUGCAGGGCCGGGCCCAGCCCCAGAGCCCCGCCCUGGACUGAGCCUCGCCCUCCUGCAAAGCUCGCCAGCCUCCCUUCCCUGCGGGGACAGUGGCAGUUGUGCUUUGUACCCAAAAUCCUGCCCCUCCCUUCCCUGCGGGGACAGUGGCAGUUGUGCUUUGUACCCAAAAUCCUGCCCCUCCCUUCCCUGCGGGGACAGUGGCAGUUGUGCUUUGUACCCGAACCAACCCCGGGUGUGUGUGUUGAGAAGCGUUUUUCUGCUCUGUUCCGUGUCCUCACACUGCACUUUUCCCACGGAGAUGCUUUAUCCCACACGUUUCACUUCCCAAAGGGCAGCCCUGGAAAGGGAUGAUGUUAAGCUGCUGUUGAAGAGCCCUUCCCCAUCCCAAUCCCUGCCCUGGCACCUCUCCAUUAUGCACCAGCCCCUCCAGGGUCCCUUCCCUGUGGCAAUGGCUGGGAAUUGGGGUUUGUACCUAAAUUCCCUUGGCUGUUCUGAGGUCUCCUUGAGAAGCCUUUGUCUGUCAGGCAGGGCUUUUGUCCCAAAGCUCUAUUCCCAAUGUUUGUGUGUUGAGAAGCCUUUGUCUGUCAGGCAGGGCUUUUGUCCCAAAGCUCCAUUCCCAAUUUUUCCCACUGGGGAGCUCUGGGGGCAAUGGGAAGCUGCUGUUGGCAAAGGCAAUGAUUUAAGACACAAAGUGCCUUGAGCUUCCCUGAACAGCUGCAUUGCCACUGGCCCAACCCUCUGCAUGCCCACUGUGUCCUGGGAAUGCCUCACAACCACAGGAUGAACUCAUGGAAUCACAUUUCUCCUGUCCUAUCAAGGCAUCUCCACAAACACCCCUGGUCCAAAAGAUUUCCCUGUUCACACAAUUUUCCUCCUAUUUACUUCUUUAUAAACCCCUUCUCCUGACUUAAAUUGCUUUAUCCAGGAGAUAAUUUUGUAUCUAUUAAGAGCUGAAACCUUAAUUUAUUGCUCCAUACCUUUGGAAUAUAGCUGGAAUCAGCACAUGGAAGUGUUUGCUAGUGCUCAGUGUUGUCAUUUCCUUCAGCACUGUUGAAUCCAGUUGUUUUGUAGCAUCAACUACAACUUUUAAUGCUGUGAUUUUCAAGCUGCUGUAACUGUUCUAGACUUGCCCUUCCCAUUUCAUUGCUGGAAUCUGCUAUUCCCAGCAUUGGGAUCCAUGCUCCUGGCUUGCAGCUGAGCUGUAGAGCAGCCCCUGGCCUUGUUAAAUGGAAUAUAAACAACAGGACAAGGACUGGUGGGCACUUGCUGGUCUCAUGAAGAAAUCUGGGAAUCCUGCAUCAGCUCCAGGCUGCCCUGUAAAUAGAAAUAAGGGGAAUUCUGCUGCUCUAGAUUGUUUGAUGUGCAAAAAAAAAAAUACAUAAAAAAUUCCCAAAGCACAAAGGGAAAAGCAGCAAAAAUCCUCCUUUAAAAACCUGCUUUUAAAUUACCAGGAAUAAAUAUGUAGGUUGUUUUUAGCUCUUUUCUGUCCUUGUAAGCUUGGAGGAGAAAAAAUCCCUCAUCAGACAAGCUUUUUUUCAAUGUGAAGUUUUCAAAUAACAACUGUCUUAAAUAGUAUUUUUAGGGCAACUUUGUACCUCAUGAAUUCAUAGUGCUGCCCAAAGCUUGGGGGUGUUCACACUUCCUCAGGAGAGGCUCCAAACCAGCCAAAGCAGGAGUGGUAAAAGAGUGGAUAUGCAAAAUUAUUUACACAACUCAUCAUUCCAGAGUCUGGAGCACAAUUCCUGGCCCAGGUAAUGCUCAUAGUACAUAAACAUUGAUAAAUCCACUGCUGGACUGGGACCUGGUUUGUGGUUGUGCUGCAUGAGCAGCUUGGUUUUAACCUGUUUUAAGUUAUAGUAAACCAAGAAAACAAAACACAAAAAAAAAAAAAAAAAAAACCAACAAACAAAAAAAAAACAAACAACCUUGAAAGAUGCAAAAUGCCAAAAAUGUGCUCUGGUUGUUGAAGGGAGAGCUAACAGAGCUGGAGAAGGAACCAGCCUUCCCUACUGGGAGCCAUCUAAAACCAUCAGCCCAACAUCUCCCUCCAGCAGAUCAGCUCAGAACUGAAACCCUUUCCAGGCCAGCAGUGGCUGUUCUGCAUUCUCCACACUCAGUGCUCUGCUUGGGGGCUUUUCCUGCAUUUGGGAGCUCAGCUGAGCCCCCCUUGGCCUAGUUGUGCUGGAGGAGGGGCAGAGGACACGCACACUGUGGACUGAAAUCUGAAAUCUGGCAGCUGGGACAGGGACAAAGUCACCUCUUCUGCACAGCCAGCAGGUUUUCUUUAGUCAAGAGCUGUUUCUCUGGGCUGUGGAUUAACUCUGGAUCUCCCUCAAGGGCUAUCAAGGGGAGGGUUGAGCCUUUUUUUCUGGCUUUGCCUGGUGGGGAGGAAUGGAUAGGCUUGGCUUAACCCGUAGGUGAGGAAUGGAGCAAAGCCCAGCACCUCAGUCCUAAUCCUGGCCCUGAGCUGUGCCAGAUCCUUGGAUCUGUGCAGGCCUUUGGGAGCUCAUCCUCCCCUUUUGGAGGUCACUGGGAUCUGUUUUCCAGCCAGCCACACCAGUAGAGAUCACUGGAAUUUGUCCAACCCUCCCCUUUGGAGGUCCCAGAGCUCUGUGUUUUCCAGCCAAACCUCCCCUCUGGAGGUCACUGGGAUCUCUUUUCCAGCCAAACCUCCUUUCUCUCCAUGCAGCCACAAGGCUCAAAUGCUGGUACUUGUCCCUCCCAAGCUGCCAUGGUGGAAAAGAUGUUAAUAAAUUGUAAAUAAUUAAGAGCUCCAAGAUGGCAUCUGUGUGUUUGGGUUAUUCUUGUAUUAUUUUGUGUGUUAAUUUAAAAAAAUGUCUGUUCCAGUUCAAGCACUGCACUGCUGUUGGAAGUUGCUUUUUUUCCACUUCAGGAUAUUUUUGUAACUGUACAGUAGCAAUAAAAGAACAAACUUGGUAGAAAA